Messenger RNA from Naegleria lovaniensis, 558 nucleotides. RefSeq lists its product as uncharacterized. Lineage: Eukaryota; Heterolobosea; Eutetramitea; Acrasida; Naegleriidae. The transcript has a single exon. Bases 1 to 558 code for a protein of 185 amino acids. The record is from RefSeq and is a predicted model, not a curated record.
AUGAAAGCAACGUUGCUUGGCACAACAAGCAUAACACCUCUGACGAGGAAUGCCUCUCGAGUUUUAUUCCAUCAUCAUCACCAACAAACCACUACUUCAUCAUGUCUAUUUUAUUCUAAAAGUUUGAUGAAUUUAGCACCAACAUCUAAAAAUACGGCUGCAACUCCAGCUGCUUUGAGUCAAACACGUAUGGAAUGGAAGCAAGGAAUAUUAUCGGACGGCACCGUUUUCUACAAACAUCCUACAUGGGAGGAAUUGGUUGCUGAAAAACAAAGAAGAAUUGAAAUGACAAAGAAUAAUUCCAUUCAAGGAACACUCACAGCAGAGCAAAUUCAAGUAGCUAGACAUUUGCACGAGCAAGACCCAGAGAAAUAUACAUCAGCAGCAUUGGCUGCCAUGUUCCGUGUUAAACCAAUCUAUGUAGCACAAGUAAUUGACAGAAUGGCAGUACAAAGCGAUAGAGUGAGAUGGAAGGCUAAGAAGGACAUUUAUUUGCUUAGGAAACAAAAUAGAAAUAGACCAAGAAAAGGUACUAAGGAGUAUCAUGACAAGUACUGA